Centrocercus urophasianus (Greater sage-grouse) is the source of this 1225-nucleotide messenger RNA. It is a transcript of the gene CCDC12, whose product is annotated as coiled-coil domain containing 12. The coding region runs from base 9 to 536 and encodes 175 amino acids. Lineage: Eukaryota; Metazoa; Chordata; Aves; Galliformes; Phasianidae. The transcript is spliced from 7 exons. The record is from RefSeq and is a predicted model, not a curated record. Gene Ontology annotation, cellular component: post-mRNA release spliceosomal complex; U2-type spliceosomal complex.
GAGACAAGAUGGCGGCGCCCGGCGGAGGGAGCGUGGAGGAUGAGGAGGCUGAGCCCGUGUUGGGGCGGUUGGAGGAAGAAGCGCGGCGGAGGCAGGAGAGGCUGCGAGCCUUGCGGCAGAGAGCUAUGCAGAAUAAGAACAGUGGCGAACCUGAGGCCAAGCAGUUCAAAGAAGAUGAGGAGGAGGAGAAUGUCAGGCACAGGGAGCUUAUACUGCGAAACUAUGACCCUGAAGAUGAGGAGCUGAAGAAGAGGAAAUUGCCCCCAGCCAAGCCAGCCUCAGUGGAAGACAAGGUGAAGGACCAGCUGGAGGCAGCUAAGCCAGAGACCAUCAUCGACGAAGUGGAUCUGACAAACCUGGCCCCCAGGAAGCCAGACUGGGAUUUAAAACGAGACGUAGCCAAGAAAAUGGAGAAGCUGGAAAAGAGGACUCAGAGAGCCAUUGCUGAACUGAUCCGAGAGCGUUUGAAAGGGCAGGAGGAGGAGUUGGCAGCAGCUGUUGGGUCAGCAAAGCAGGAUGGAAGCGACUCGGACUGAUUUGCUCUAUCUGGGCACGGGCUCUACCAGCAACACUGAUCCCAUCACUGUCAGGUAGAGGAGCCUCGCUGCUGACCAGCAUUUUGCCAGGAGCCCAUGAGUCCUGGAGGAAAGGGGCAGAUCUGAGGAGCAGUGCUUCCCUCUGUGAGGCUGUGGCUGGUGGAUGAAGCAUGUUUCACAGACCACUUUUUAGGACUACAGAGGGUUGAGUGGGACAGACAUCCAGUUUGCCUUGAACUUGGCAGGGGCAGGGAAGAUGUGAGCGAAAGGGCCAAGUGCAAGAGAAACAUCCAGGAAACUCUCCUCUCACUUUCUUGGUUAAUAGAUCCUCACACAGCCUACAGCAUCCCCUGGGGGCCCUGCUUUUUGUCAGGGUGCUCCUUUCUGCAGAAAACUGAUGUCACUGUUACAUGAAACGACAGGGUCUGGAAAACAUCUGCUCAAUAUUUUCCCCCAUGGUCACAGCCAGCGUGUACAGAAUGACUCUCCUGGAAAUGCUGUGUGCUCAGGACCUGUUGGCUGCUCUGUGUUGGGAGAAAUGUCCACCUGAGAGGCUAACAUGUGUUUUUUGUUUGCUGAAGCUUCCAGACCCUCCAGGCUGUGCAACGUGCACCAUUCCUCUGGAUGUUUUAUAAUUGACAAAGUUUGUUGUAACAAGUAUUUUCAUAAUAAAAUUAUCCUGCCUUGGA